Messenger RNA from Prunus armeniaca (apricot), 2514 nucleotides. The record is from the annotation of a GenBank genome assembly. NCBI's taxonomy places the organism in Eukaryota, Viridiplantae, Streptophyta, Magnoliopsida, Rosales, Rosaceae.
AUGCCUCCAAGAAAGAAGACCAGAAGCAACAACAUAACUUCCCAGGAUGGACCAAGCCAUGCUGACUCAGAGUCAAGGCAACAUGCCUCUUCUAGAGAAGAAGAACGUGCAAGUGAGGGAACUUUUACCCUCACAGAUCUUGUUGCAGCCAUCCGUGCUAUGGGUGACACCCAGAGGGAAAUGGCAGAAAUGAUAAAAGAACUCAAAAAUUCGGCUCCAAAGCCAAGUGAAGUGAAUGAGAAGCACCCACAGGAGGAAUCUGCUGCUGCCGGAAAGGAGUCUGAGCAGAAGGGACCAUCUUUUGUCACUCAGGAGGACGUUGUUGCCAUGCUGGAAAAGGAGCUGAGUCGAAGUCAGGAAGAUUGGAAGUAUCUUCCUCAGCCGCCGUAUCCAUCAAGCUUACUCCAGCAGCCAUAUCCUAAAGGCUAUGAAGCACCGACCUUUGUCCUCUUUGAUGGACGAAAGGGGAGCCCGAAGGAGCAUGUCAAUCGCUUCAUCGAUGCCUUGGGACCGUAUGCUGGUGAUCAUAAUCUUCGACUUAGAGAAUUUUCAAAGAGUCUCACCGAUCGUGCUUACACAUGGUAUACAACGUUGGCAUCAGGCUCUAUUCAUUCCUGGGAAAGUCUGGCAAGCAGGUUCUGCAAGAAGUAUUUCCAGCAUGAAGAACGAGUCACCACCACUCAACUCAACAACACCCGCCAAAAGCAUGGUGAGGAUCCUGUGGACUUUGUACGCAGGUUCCGGGACCUGGCAUUAGAUUGCUAUGAUGAGAAGGACGAGGAGGCGCUUGUUGAGAUUUGCAUCAGCAAUAUCGUGGCAGAUUAUAGAGUGUAUUUGGAGAAUAUUGGCAUUAGUCAAUUUUCUCGGCUGCUGGAAGCUGUGAGGAAGACGAGCAUGUCCGUCAGGCCACCAGGACAAAGGACUUGGAGGAAUGAGAAGAAGGAAGCGCAUCAGACAUUAGCAAUAGAUGACAAGCCAUCCAACGACUACAAUUCACGCAAACGCAAGGAUAGAGAGACGUAUCCACCACUACCAUGCAAAGAUGAAGAAUUUCAUGCUAUCCUUGACACAAUGAUUGCUGAUGGCGUAAUCAAACCUGUCAGACCCUACAAGGUUCCUACUCGAGAGGAAAAGAAUGAUCCUAGGUACUGCCGUUAUCAUCAAUUUGUGGGGCAUCCAACCACUGCCUGUCAGAGCUUGAGGAGGAUUUUACACGCCAAAAUACAUGAGGGAGUCCUUGAACUUCCCUCUAGGAAGCAAACCAUUGAUGAAGACCCCUUGCCAAAACGAAGGGGAAAGGAGGUAGCCGCUGUCAUUACAUGUUCUGAUGAUUUGCUUGAUGAUAAUGAAUUGUGCCACCCUUGGAGGAAUGACCCAAAGCCGCCGGAAGCCAUAUGGGAACCUUGCGGAAACAUGGAAAAGGCAUAUUGGUGUAAAUAUUCGAGGCCUUCAAGUUACAACACACCAUGGCCACUCGCUGAUGGAUGGGGUGACAACUCAGGCAGCGAAAUUUUUGUCUUGGACAUGCCGGAAGAACGCUACUCGGGGGCUUUAUCGGAGCAGCAGGAAGCAGCUGCCGUGACAUUUCACAAUAUCACGGAAGCUGAAACAAGUGUGAUGGAACGUUAUUUAAGCAUGAAACAGGGGCCCACAGCUUCACAGGUCCUUCAAAGAAAUCCAAAGUUCAAAUCACUUUUUGACCAACUUGGCUUCGGGCCUCAAGCAAGAGAAGCAGCUGCUGUAGCCCUGAUGAAUAUCUCUGAGGAGUCUAAUUCUCAAUGCUUUACAACUCAACCACAAAGGUCAUUCUUGGGAAAUGACAACGCUAUUGUCUUUACGGACGAAGACAUGGAAGUCCCAUACCCGGACCAUAGGAGGCCGCUUUACUUGGAGGGACAGAUCAAUGAUGUGUUCAUAAGGAGAGCUUUGGUGGACACGGGUUCCUCUGUCAACAUAUUACCUCUGUCUGUGCUUACGGCAGCUGGUAUCCCAUUGUCCAAAAUUGUCCAAUCACAAACAAGCAUCAGUGGUUUCGGGAAUAAGAGUGAGGUCACAGUCGGGCAUCUACAAGUACAUUUGAAGGUUGGACCAAUUCGGUCACUUACUAAGUUCUAUGUUGUGGAUGUGGAUGUGGCUUACCAUGCUUUGCUUGGAAGGCCAUGGCUCAACAAGCAUAAGCUUGUGGUCUCUACCUAUCAUCAAUGCGUAAAAGGAAGGAUUGGGCUGAGGCCGCUACGCAUACCUGGAAACCAAGCACCUUUCAACAAAGAUGAAGCUCACUACUCUGAAGCAGAGUUCUACACUGAAUGCACAGGUGCUGGAAGCAAUCCAUCCAAGGAUUUCGGGACCUACCUUCCUUCAUGGACUGAAAUUCGUGAUUUAAGCAAUGAGGAGCUCAUCACCAUUGUCGAUCGAGAGAGAAAGAGGCACUCGGAAGUCAACAACCAUGCCUAUGAUCAUCCCCAAUGCUCAAAAGUGACGCUGCCCGAUGGACGUAUCGUGUACCGCUUAUGA